Messenger RNA from Drosophila biarmipes, 1013 nucleotides. Its product is annotated as cell death-inducing p53-target protein 1. The transcript has a single exon. Gene Ontology annotation, molecular function: zinc ion binding. The coding region runs from base 448 to 780 and encodes 110 amino acids. NCBI's taxonomy places the organism in Eukaryota, Metazoa, Arthropoda, Insecta, Diptera, Drosophilidae. The record is from RefSeq and is a predicted model, not a curated record.
UCGCUUAAAGUGGUUGCCCACUUUAAUUCAAAAUAUAUAAUUUUAAUAACAAAUGUGUCUAAUUUAAUACAAACACAAUAAAAAAUAAAAAAAAACUUUAAGAAUCAAAUUUUAAUAAAAAUUUUAUUUAUGUGAUAGCAUUACAACAAAUAAACCAGUUUUUAAAAAUAUGAAGAUUUAAACCUAUCUAUUCUAUUGACCGCGUCUGUGUGCAUAAACAAAUGACUGUUCUUAUAAUUUAGCUUAGCGAAGCAAAUCAAGAAAAUGAGUUCUUUAAAGCUUUCGCUGUUAGAGGAGUAGUAUUUUAGCAUGUGACUACAGCCCCAUUAAAAUUAAAAUAAUAUAAAGCAUACCCACAUCUGGUUUAAUACAAAAUCAACAACCUAAAUUUAUAAAGACUCCGGUUUUUGGAAAAAACAAGACACGCAAUUUUAAGAUCGAGACACAAUGAGUUUGCAAUUAAGCUGUGACCGGCCUGCCACGCCCCCGCCCUCGUACUCGGAGGCGAUGGGCUGGGAUCCACCUGGAUCGUCAAGACUGACCCCGCAGGACUUUACAGGUCGCACAUCGAUACUUACAAUCUGUUCCAAGUGCCUGGACGAGAUUGAGACCACCACAGUAACCCGCCGCGGAAAUGCUGCAUACGUUGCCUCCUUCAUAGUCAUGUUAACCACUUGUGGACUGGGAUGCUGGCUGCUCCCUUGCAUCAUCAAUGGAUUCAAUGAGGUUCAUCACACGUGUCCAAGCUGCAAGGCGUCCCUGGGGAUCGUCCGCCUAUGAGAUCUGGUGAAAAGUUUCCAAAUGCAGCAUUUAUUUAAUACAAUUUCAUUACAAUCGGAUGAACUUUUUCAAAUCAUAGAUUUAAUUUUAAGUUAAAAAUUUUAAGGAAAUAAAAUGCUUAAAAAAAAACUUUAAAAAUAUUCAUAUAUAAAAGAUUGUGUGUAUAAAAUGUGUUGAAUGUAUGUAUAUAAAGUUUGCAGCUUAAAAACAAUAUAUGUAUAUGUGAAGUGAGC